Messenger RNA from Carassius auratus (goldfish), 3296 nucleotides. RefSeq names its product gap junction delta-2 protein. The record is from RefSeq and is a predicted model, not a curated record. Gene Ontology annotation, biological process: cell-cell signaling. The transcript has 2 exons. Bases 539 to 1468 code for a protein of 309 amino acids. NCBI's taxonomy places the organism in Eukaryota, Metazoa, Chordata, Actinopteri, Cypriniformes, Cyprinidae. Gene Ontology annotation, cellular component: connexin complex. Gene Ontology annotation, molecular function: gap junction channel activity.
CAGCGCUGUUUUACACUGCUGCUUCACGUGAACAGGGCGGAGCUAAAGGUCCUCUCUGUAUUCAAGGACAUUUGCGCUCCAACAGCUGCGUCGCCUUUCAAAAUAUACAGCAACAAGUAUGAGCCUCAUGUCCCCUAAAUAAAUAAAGGUGGAGGUCAUCUCUGCCCUGCUUACUAUGACAUGAGUUCACCAUCACCGGACCGAAUCCGGUUUCAUUCCCAGAGUAUGAACAUCAUCACACAUAUGAAAACAGCGCGUUUUGGCAGCUCGAGAUAAAGCCCCAUAUGACGCAGCAGGGCUCUCCACGGCACUGAUGCCAUAUUAAAGCCCGCCGCCCUCCACCCACACCAUCAAUCUGAUGUGGAGAUCGAAGAUAGGAGGGCUCACAUGACUCCACUCCAGUCUGGAAGACGAGGAGAAGUGUGGCAUCUUCCAGCAUCAGCACUGCCACAGCUGGCGCAGCUCAUAACGGCGGACAGUAGGAGGAAAUAUUCACGCUUUUCCCUGGAUUUGGAGCCGAGUCUGCGGAUGAGCAGCGAUGGGGGAAUGGACCAUACUAGAGAGGCUCUUGGAGGCUGCUGUCCAGCAGCACUCCACUAUGAUCGGAAGGAUCCUGCUCACUGUGGUGGUGAUCUUCCGGAUCCUAAUCGUAGCUAUAGUGGGAGAGACAGUGUAUGAUGAUGAGCAGACCAUGUUUGUCUGUAACGCCUUGCAGCCGGGCUGCAUCCAGGCAUGCUAUGACAAAGCGUUCCCCAUAUCUCACAUCAGAUAUUGGGUUUUCCAGAUCAUAAUGGUCUGUACGCCGAGUUUGUGCUUCAUCACGUACUCGGUCCAUCAGUCAGCCAAGCAAAAGGAGCGACGUUACUCAACAGCCACCGUCCUCCUCUCUCUGGAUAAUAAGGAACAGGAUUCCCUGAAACGAGAGGAGGCCAAGAACCAAAAGAUCAAGAACACCAUCAUGAACGGAGUAAUGCAUAACACAGAGAACAACACAAAAGAAGCUGAGCCCGACUGUCUGGAGGCCAAAGAAAUGGACAGCUCGGGCAAGAAACCGGGCAAGUCCAAAAUGCGACGGCAGGAGGGCAUUUCCAGGUUUUACAUCAUCCAGGUGGUAUUCAGAAAUGCUCUGGAAAUCGGCUUUCUGGUGGGCCAGUAUUUCUUGUACGGAUUCAACGUGCCCGCCGUGUACGAGUGUGAUCGAUACCCGUGCAUCAAAGAGGUGGAGUGCUACGUGUCCAGACCAACGGAGAAAACCGUGUUUCUCGUCUUCAUGUUUGCGGUCAGUGGCUUUUGCGUGGUCCUCAAUCUGGCCGAGCUCAAUCACUUGGGCUGGAGGAAGAUCAAAGCGGCUGUGAGGGGCGUGAGGGCCCGCAGGAAGUCCAUCUAUGAGAUCCGGAACAAGGAUUUGCCCAGGAUGAGUAUGCCCAAUUUCGGCCGCACUCAGUCCAGUGACUCCGCCUACGUGUAACGGGUUCGUAACAAGAACACAAAGCCCACGCACCGCCGAGUUCAAGACUGUGGAUGAGUCCCAUCGCCACGUAAGGUUCAUGUAUUGCAAGAACAUGGGGUAGGACUUUUUUGUUACUGUUUUAAAGACUCCAUUGGCAACUGUGGACGACAAACACAUUUGUAAAGUGGUUCACUACAGAAUAAUGCAUCUUUUUAGAAACGUUUGUACUCUGAGAUGUACACAAAGAGCAAAUGCUGAUACCUGAAUGCGUAUUGCCUCUCUGUAAGCUGCGGUGACACUUGACAUGACAGUGUCCGUGUUGCACACAAUGCAUGCUAUAUGAUUCAUUACAGUAAAAAAACAAGCGGCUCCAUGACAACUGCUGUGCCAUGAGCACUGACAUGUGAAGUGUGACCGAACCAGCUGCUCUACUGUACUUGAACGGAGUAAAUGCGUCUUGCACUAAAAAGUGAACAUGAUGCUGACAUAAUAUCGCACAUCGGGAGAGUCUCGACACACCAUCCAUGUAUUAAACACUAUCGCAUCUGCUACGGUUUCUUUCCUUUUGGUUGCCUGUACCGCACCAUUGACCUUAACGUAGGCUUUGUGAUGAGCUCCAUUGGAAAUCUGCUGUCAUGUCCUUGUGUGUGUGUGUGUGUGUGUGUGCGUGAGCAGGGGUGGAUUUGCUGCAAACGCUUAAAGUCUGUGAUGAUUUCCUUAAUUUCAACACCAAAGCGCCCUCUGCUUUCAUUUGUAAUGUGUUUUUUCGCGCUUAAGUGUAAUCAAGUGCCAUACUUGUAUAUAAAUAUAUGCAUAUAUACAUAUAAAAUCUAUUCUGAAGAAUAUAUCCAUAUCCAUAAAGCAGAUUUAUUGCUUAAAUUAUGCUUAUUGCGUCCAGAUUUGCUUUGGCUCUAUUUGCUGUAAAUGCAAUAUAGAUUCUUCCUUCUCUCUGAUUUAAAAAACGGCCGGGUGGAAAUAAAGUACUGGUCUUUUUCUACAUAGGGCAGCCGUCUGUUCUCGCUAACAAAUGACAGAACAGUGUUUCAGCAAUGUUUUGUGCUCUGUUGCUGGUUUUUCACCCAGCACUUCCAGCAAUAUUUGUAAGCAGAAUAGUUUUUUUUUUCUUUGGGGGAGGUUAUGUACUUGUUAAGUGAAAAUCCCACGCCUGCUAUAUCUCUUCCACUCUCAGUGACAAUGUAAGUGUGUUUAAACAGGCGUGUGAUUUCAUUAUAAACUGGUUUAAGGCUUUGUUCAGAAACAGAGUCCAGUGCAUUAUUGUUUAACUUCUGAUCGUUAAGAUGUCAUUUAAUUUCUCCUCUUUGAAUGGUUCUUUAUGAUUAUGCCACCAUAUAUUUAUGACAAGCUAAUGCGUGCACAGAGAGGAGAUGUUCUCUGCAUUUCUGAGCUUGAAGGGAAAGUAUUGCAUGCUUAAGAACUUAUAUUCAAGACAAUUUCAGGGGAUGAAAUCUAUGCGGCAUUUGCUCGAGUAUUGAUAUGUCACCCCACCACCCUACAGACGCUUAAGAACUGACACGUCUUGAAGGUCACAGAGGAUAAAGAACAGUUUGUGACCGACCGUCUCAGAAAAAACCUGAUGGGAUGACCCCUGGGAAGAUGGACAUUUGCUGUUAUGAAAAGGGGUGGGCGGUGGGGACGGGAACAAAAUGGCUUGGCUGUACAGUGCAAUCUUCCCUUUUCUCUCAGUAAUUCCUCUUUCCUUGGAUAAGCAUUCCAGGACUCCUGAGAUUUUUACAACUUUGUGGUCCUUACUGAGAAACGAAAGACCAGAGCUCAAAAGACUGUACUGGACUGACAGAGCAAAGCUUAAAUAAAACAUGAACUGGUA